AUGGCUGGACGCGUCCCCAGCUCCCGGUCACGGCCGAGCAAUCAGAGACAUGCUCGUGGGGCCAUGGCUCCUCCGAAAAGAGGGUCCGCUAUCCCCCAUUGGUGCAGGAUAAACAACUCGCAGGCCUCUUCUCCACAAAAGGUAAACAGAGGGCUUCCAGAGCUGGUUGGAACCACCCCCUGUGGUCACACAUCCUUCUCGUCGUCGACGGUCCCCUGCCAACCGGCCAAGGUCGACGUUCAGAGCCCGGAAGCGCUCCGCCCCAUGCCCCGCGUCCCGGUCCCUUUCAGCGUCUUCCCGUCUGCCUACAGGGAGUCCGAGACCGCUACCCAGACCAAAACCCACGAGGAGAUCAAGAUCCAAGUUCCCCCAGCUGGACGGAUAGGUCAAGACUCUUCUUUCACCGCCCAAGCCGCUCUCCCUGCCCCCCCGCCCCCCAAGGUCGUCGAGGAGAACCGCUUCAAAGAGGAGGUCCGCAUCACCCGCAAGGAGGAAGAGCACCGCCGUCCCGUCCCCGUCCCCGUCAUCAAGAAGGAAGAGUACCAUUUCCACGAGGAGAUCCGCAGACCUCAACCACCCCCUCCCGCCUCCAACUACCUCGAGUCUCGCAUCGAACUCGACCACCGCCACCGUCCUCACAGCUCCGUCGUCGACCUUGCUGAGAGUGAAUUCCGCGCCCGCACCCAAGCCAACUACCGCAAGGAACCCACCGUUGUAGCCUCCCCCAGCUACGACACCACCGUCGACCUUCCCACCCGUCGCCCGGUCUUCAAGUCCAGCACUUCCAUCGGUGACAAGUUCACUGUCGAGGCUGCUAUCACCCGUCCCGCCAAGAAGGAAUCUCAUUUCCAAGUCACCGACACCACCGUCGACUUCCCCCGCCCCCCUCGCAUUACCGCCCCUAAGAAGGAGGUAAAGCUCUUGGACGACAAGCCCUACACGCCUUCCACCGUUUCCACCACCACCACCAACAACAUGGGUUACUACGAUGAGGACAACCGCUACCACUCCUUCCGCCAGGAGGUUCACAACAAGCUCCACAACAAGUUGCACAAGUUGGCUGACAAGCUCCACCACCAUCAUGAAGGCCACGUCGAGGCUGAGGUCUCUUCCGUCCGCCGCGGCCCCGCUGCCGCCCCUGCCGUUGAGAAGGCUCCCAACACCGUCACCAUCCCCUGCCACCACAUCCGCCUCGGUGACAUCCUGAUCCUCCAGGGCCGCCCCUGCCAGGUCAUCCGCAUCAGCACCUCUGCUGCCACCGGCCAGCACCGCUACCUCGGUGUUGACCUCUUCACCAAGCAGCUCCAUGAGGAGUCCAGCUUCGUCUCCAACCCCGCCCCCAGCGUCGUUGUCCAGACCAUGCUCGGCCCCGUCUUCAAGCAGUACCGCGUCCUUGACAUGCAGGAUGGCGCCAUCGUCGCCAUGACCGAGACCGGUGAUGUCAAGCAGAACCUCCCCGUCAUUGACCAGUCUUCGCUCUGGAACCGCCUCCAGAAGGCUUUCGAGUCUGGCCGUGGCUCCGUCCGCGUCCUCGUCGUCACUGACCACGGCCGCGAGAUGGCUGUUGACAUGAAGGUCGUCCAUGGCUCCCGCCUCUAAGGGGGUU
Podospora pseudocomata is the source of this 1606-nucleotide messenger RNA. RefSeq lists its product as uncharacterized. The coding region runs from base 1 to 1599 and encodes 532 amino acids. The record is from RefSeq and is a predicted model, not a curated record. Gene Ontology annotation, biological process: positive regulation of translational termination; positive regulation of translational elongation; translational elongation. Gene Ontology annotation, molecular function: RNA binding; translation elongation factor activity; ribosome binding. NCBI's taxonomy places the organism in Eukaryota, Fungi, Ascomycota, Sordariomycetes, Sordariales, Podosporaceae. The transcript has 4 exons.